AAGAGAAGAGAAGAGAAGAGAAGAAAGUGCUGCAGCAGUCACCGUCACCAUGAAGAUGCUGAUUGUGUCUGCACUUGUUUGUGCCAUGAUGGUUCUGACCAGAGCUGCUGCUCCUCCAGAGGAAACUCCUCCAGAGAAAACAACUCCUCCAGAGGAAACUCCCCAAAAUGAAGCAGAGAGUCACCUGGUCAAGAGGUGGUUCGUGCCAUCGCUCUUCAAAAAGUUGAUAGCGAUAAAAAAGCUGUUCAUCAAAAAGUUGUUCGGGCUAAAAAAGUCAUUCGUGCCAGUCAAGUGGUGCGUGGGACGAGGAGCUUGUCCCUGGGGCUGGUCGGAGUGCAAAGGUCAUUGUUACCGUUACGUUUCAACACCUAUGACCUGGGCUAGUGCUGAGAAAAACUGUCAGUCCAUGGGUGGAAACCUUGCGUCUGCUCACAACAUCCGGGAGUACCAUGCCAUUCAGGAUGUGAUUUUCAGAGCCACUCGUUCGACUACACUGACAUGGAUUGGAGGCUGUGAUUUAGAAAGGGAGCAUUACUGGUUCUGGAGUGAUGGCACAUCUUUCAACUACCAGAGAUGGUGUGAUGGAGAGCCUAAUAAUGGUGGUGGUGCAGGGCAGCAUUGUCUGCAGAUGAAUUACUCAGCUGACAAGUGCUGGGAUGACCUCCAGUGCACCCGCCAGUUACCGUCUGUCUGUGCCAGAAAGAGAUGAUGAUUCCAGGUCUGACACAGAGACAUGAAGAACCCAUUAAAAGCACAAACACUUGUGUUGUGCGCAUGCUUUCAUAUACAUCUUUCUUCACACCCUCAGUCUCACAUGUGAGCUGAGUUUGUCUUUGCUAUCGCUGUAACGCUACUGAAGGAAUGAAGCGACAAGUGACAUAAACAGGAGCUGGACUGUCUCUGAGGCCUUGUGCCUUUAAUGAGAGCAGACUGAAUGUGUUAUGAAAAGAAUGCUUUUAGCACAAAUCUACAUAUAUUCUGCAAAGUAAACUCUUCUUUCUUGUCUUAUGCAAAAUUAAAGGCUCAAGCAUCCAAACAAA
Molecule: messenger RNA, 1040 nt
Organism: Epinephelus fuscoguttatus (brown-marbled grouper)
Lineage: Eukaryota; Metazoa; Chordata; Actinopteri; Perciformes; Serranidae
Product: type-2 ice-structuring protein-like
Exons: 8
Coding region: 50-709 (219 amino acids)
Molecular function (GO): signaling receptor activity
Source: RefSeq, a predicted model, not a curated record